Mucor mucedo is the source of this 1198-nucleotide messenger RNA. RefSeq lists its product as uncharacterized. Bases 36 to 788 code for a protein of 250 amino acids. The record is from RefSeq and is a predicted model, not a curated record. The transcript has 4 exons. NCBI's taxonomy places the organism in Eukaryota, Fungi, Mucoromycota, Mucoromycetes, Mucorales, Mucoraceae.
UUUCUCUUCUAACAUCCUGUUGUAGAAGAAAGAAGAUGGAAGAAGUCUAUGACUAUUCUCGGCAUAGAUAUUGUAUUAAUAUCGAUUUGGGCUAUGACAUGAUCACCUCUAUGGCAGUGGCCAUCAAUAAAACAUCAGAUGAAGAUGAAAUGUUAGUCGACAUUAAAUUAGCAGAAUUUAUACGUGUAUUUUUUUUUUUUUUUUUGACAAAUUCCGUUUUUAGGGAUAGAUUUGAAUACGAAUAUCGCACCUCAAUUUUAUGUGACACUUCCACAAGAAAUAUCAUUGCCAGAGGCUACAAGGCCGAUGAAGCGAAUGAGGAUCCGAAAGGGUUCCAAGAAGGCGUUAUUUAUGUACACAACACCUUAAGCGAGCUUGCUGACAUUUAUUUAAAAUCCAAGCAACAAUCCUUCGACACUACGGCACUGUACGCGCUCUUGUGCGAGGAAGCUAUAGACCUGUUACAAAAAAUACUGGAUCGUCAUAAACAAGAAUCGAAUAGUGUGAAUAUGGAUUUUUUUUAUUCUUUGAAUCUUCCAACCAGUUGGGAUUAUGAAUUAAGAAAAGAAUUGUUCCUGCCUCUAUUCGUAAAAGCUGGUCUUCUCCAUGAAAAAGAUGGUCCGGGCAGGCUGGUGUUUUUUUCAAUGUUGGAGUUAACGUUUCGUGACAUACAGGGAUAUAGAACCUGGGAUGAUGAUGAUAGAAACAUAAAGUAUGGUGAUCAGUGCCUUAUUUGUACAAUAGAUUAUCAAGAUUACCACAAAGAAAAUUGGUGCCACAAUUGUUGAAACAAACUCACUUUGUAAUCCCGUUUGGACUAAAGGAACUACGAUUCUCACUAAUAGCAUGUGUGGAAAAGCAUUGUGAUACUACGUUAUCAUCAGAAUCUAUCGACGACAUGCUUACAGAACUCAGUCAAGAGUACGAUGGAAUUAAUUAUUUUGAAGAUAUAGGUGAUGUUUUACAUGAUCAGCCAUUGCCAGACUUGAAAUUUCGCUGGGCGAAUAGAUUAAUCACUUUAGAGGACAUACUUGAACAUUUUUCUGGUUCUGCCGAAAAAUUCUUAAGAAGUGAAGUAGAUAAAUUUCUUGUAGGCACGAGCAAUACAGUACCUAGGCCAUUAGACAUUUUUUACAAAAAUCGAAUCCCGUACACAUUUUUAUCCGUGGGGAUAAUAUUAUCAGCUGAUUGUUGUUCG